CUAGUCGCUUCAUGCUACAGAAACCGGGAUAAGCUCCGGCCUGAUGGGCCACUUGGCUCGCAUGCAGACUUUAUGCAGAUCUUCUUAAGGUUAGUAGCACCAUUAGAUUGAAAGCCGUUGGAAACCCAAGACUCUCGUUAGCUCAGUCUUCUAUUAGCACGUUGGCAGACUAUGAAGUGUGCAAUACUUGUUCACCACUCACUGAACCUAAGGAAGACGUAAUCUUGGACUAUCACGUUUUCAAUAGCUUAAGGAAUUUAAUGAUUCAACCAUUCUGCCUGGCAGUGAAGGCUACAUCAUCUAAUGACUGCGCUUAUACACCUCGUACAGUUUAUACUCAUUGUUAAUUAUAUUCACUGUGAUAUAACGGCUAGCUCGAAAGGUUCUGCCCCUUCCGCCACUACACAGUUCUUUCUUGUUCAAUGAAAUUUCGCAUUUGUGUUCUGCUUUUCAGCUAAAAUAGUUUUUUAUUGUAGUAGAACAAAGUGCAUUAAAUGAAUGGCUUGAACUUGGACAUAAUUCAGACAAUACAUUCACGCUUUCUCUCAGCAGAUGGGUAAACUGACAAAGUUCGUUUUAGUGGGUUGGUUUGUGGCGUUUGGUUUGUGCUGUCUGAAAGAUGUUCAUCCGGGGAGAUGUUCCUGCGUGUCUUUUGGCCACACCCGAAUCAUUGUAACGUGUACAGGAAUUAAGCAAGUGCCACGUGAUUUACCGUCCAAUACAGCAAUGCUAAAUCUCUCGGGAAAUCAUUUGAGGGCGAUCGAAGAAGACGCCUUUCGAAAUCUAACAACACUUGGGGCCAUAGAUCUUUCAAGGAACAGCUUGAAGUCUAUUCCACUAAACACUUUCCGGAAUCUGAAGCUACUGAGAUACAUGCAAGUAGAGUUAAUCUGAUCUGCGUUACAGUCUCGAACGUCGAGAAAUUGGCGCUUUUGUAUUCACAGUCAGGUCAAUUUCUUGCAGCUCAUCCGGCAGGUCUAUUUUCAUGACCCGUACUGGAUCAUAACCCUACUAGCUAUUUAGCACCUCAUUAAAGUGUGCUAACAAUCUCCAGGUUUUACUGUCUUCAUUACUGAAGAUCUUGCCAUUUUUGUCCUUAUCUCCAGAACUUUAACUUGCCUCUGUCUUUCAAUACUCGUUACUCUGAGUAUACGGUGUCUUCGUGUGUUGUUAUCUAACUGCAUUUUAGGUUUCUAGUUCGGCUAUGAUAGGUUCAGAUGUUCUGAGUUUCCUUGAGCUGAAACAUAGUUGUUCCAUGUAAUUAACAUCGCAGAAUUCUUAAAGACAUAAAAGCAAGACUUUUAUAUUCCUACUUGUAGUAAUCUUGCCGGCAACAACAUCAAAGGUGGAUUUUACCUCCCCGGAAAUGCUUCAAGAGUCGAAAUGCAAGACAACAGGAUAUCGUUGACUGAUUUAAAAAUUAUUCUUAAAGCGUCAAAAGACAUCAACUUCUUAGAUAUAUCAGGAAAUCCAAUUGGACCUAAUUUAACUUCAGACACUUUUGCUGGAUUUCAUAAGAUGGUUCAUUUAUACAUGGCCACAUGUGGUCUCCAGCACAUUGAGACUAGAAGCUUCAGAGCGAUGAACAAAUUGAAGGAAAUCGACCUUUUCUCAAACAUGCUGUCGCAUAUAGAACCAGGUACCUUUGAAGGGCCAUCUGAGGGUCUCCUUAGUUUGUUUCUUCAUUACAGUGAGCUAAAAACAAUAGCUGAUGGAACAUUUCGCCGUUUUAGUCGACUGACUGAUUUGCGACUGUGUCAUAACAAGCUGACAACUCUCCCGGAUUUGACUGGACCUGCAACAAUGACAAAUCUGUGAGUUAAAAUUAAUUAAGAAUUUAUGCCACGUUAUCUGUUGUUUAGUGGGUUAUCAUUUUAUCCCCCACUGAAUUAUUGUCUGAUUGCACGACUAUUACUCGAUAAUAUGAUCCUCUUCAACGUCUCUUAGAUAAUCAAGCGAUGGGUAUUUCCACAUACACCAUCAGGAUAGCCUCUUAACCUAAAUGACUUUGAGCGAAUUGUUGAAUACAUAGACAUCGGGCCAUACCUAAUCCUCCUUUCUUUUCUUUCACCGAUCAUUGUUGUCUUUUUUAAACUUAUGGUUCUUGUGG
Molecule: messenger RNA, 2110 nt
Organism: Orbicella faveolata
Lineage: Eukaryota; Metazoa; Cnidaria; Anthozoa; Scleractinia; Merulinidae
Cellular component (GO): plasma membrane
Molecular function (GO): protein binding
Source: RefSeq, a predicted model, not a curated record